AUGGCGCACGUCACAGAGCAACUAGCCAGGAGACGCCGAACCAGUGCCCCCAAAAAACGAACUGGAUGUGGCACUUGCAAGAUUCGCCAUAAGCGUUGUGACGAAGCGAAGCCUAUCUGCAAUAUCUGCCGCAAGACUGGGCGCAUUUGCGAUGGAUACAUUGACCCCUCAACCGGCAGGCAGUUCGGUGGCCAUGCUGACCGAAAUUCCCCCUUCCUCGGCAUUGGCCCUCGCACACUCUUUGCCAACGAAGUCGAAGCUCAAGGCUUCCGGUUUUUCGAAACUGCGACCGAGAUCCAGCUUGCAGCCGCGCUUCGGAAUCACGGCUGGACUCCGCCCCUUCUCCAAUUGAGCCACCAAGACCCCGCUAUCCGCCAUGCCGUCAUCGCUAAUGGCAUCAUGAGUAGGCGAUAUCAAGCGAGCGAGAUUUCGGCCUCGACAGAACCACUAGCAAACAAUUUAUCUCAGGCUGCACUUCAACAAUAUUGCAAAGCCAUUGCUUGUUUCCGGUCCCAGCUGGGCUCAAACCUUGAUGUCAAUUCGCCGUCACUGGAAACUGCACCCGCAUGUUUCGUGCUUCUGAUCAUGUUCGAGUUCAUGCAGGGCAACGCGUCUGGUCUGAUUAUACAUUUGAAACAUGCAAACAAAUUAGCAGCGACUUUCGGUGGGAGUCGACAAACACAGUUUUUUAUAGAUUUACUGGCGUUGAUAGAGACGGUCGCAGCAUUGUGGCUCAACCUAGACUUGUCUCCUGCCGAUGCUUCACCGUGCCUCCAAGAAUUGAACAAAUGUCCCAGACCUUUGUCAUUGCCUCAUGGUCAGAUCUCACUCUAUUAUGAUCUUUCCUGGAUCAACGACGAUGUUUUAAAAUGGCGUCAUGCCGUGGCAUCUGCCCACGUGGAUUCAAUGACGCAUGCCGUUGACCCAAAGAGUUUCUGUGCCGUUUCAUGGCGAACCAUCCAGUCCAAGCUAGACACUUGGCAUGAAAGAUGGGCUACAAGGUCUCCAAACGAAGAAGAUAGCGCACCACACUACUAUUCUCUUCUCCGUGUGAACUAUCUCGUCACCGUCCUCGUCGUCGAUGCGGUUCAUCAACGGCAUUUAUCAGCGCAGCCUAUCCAGAACGAGUUUACUCACAGCCGUGAGCCACCGAAGUUAGAUUAUUUCAACGAGAUUUUCAAAUCAGUUGCAGAAGUUCUAGAAGCGGGCCACUCUUUUAGUCGAUACUAUCCUUGCGCUGAAGAGGGACCGCUCGAAGCUGCAGGCUUGCUGCCUUUGUUUUCCUUCCGGCACAGCUUUAUUCAACCGCUCUUUUACGUUGCGCAACACGCUCCUCAGGCAUCACUACGCCAGAGAGCAAUUGGGCUUCUUAUGGAGAAGCCAUGGCGUGAAGGUGCAUGGGAUUCCUAUAUUAUGGGUUCCAUUGCAAAAAGUUCACUGGGAGGCAUUGCGGGCAUGCAUUGA
Penicillium subrubescens is the source of this 1464-nucleotide messenger RNA. Its product is annotated as Zn(II)2Cys6 transcription factor. The coding region runs from base 1 to 1464 and encodes 487 amino acids. Gene Ontology annotation, biological process: regulation of DNA-templated transcription. The record is from RefSeq and is a predicted model, not a curated record. NCBI's taxonomy places the organism in Eukaryota, Fungi, Ascomycota, Eurotiomycetes, Eurotiales, Aspergillaceae. The transcript is spliced from 2 exons. Gene Ontology annotation, molecular function: DNA-binding transcription factor activity, RNA polymerase II-specific; zinc ion binding.